CUUCAUUCUCCAUUGUGAUUUUCGUGUUGCCGUCGGUCGUGAAUUCGAGACAUGUUCGCGGAGGCGAGACGGCGGAACGCAUCGACCCCCUUCAGGGACCGGCUCCGCUUCAUCCUGUUCAGGUUCGACCUCCUCUUCGCCAUCAACGACCUGCCGCUCGACGAUCGCCUCACCUUCUAGUGUUCCCAAAGGAAUCCUCGGAGUAUAGUGUAUUACGUCCGUUCAACCUAUGGGAAUCGUUCCUUAACCAUCAGCUGGGUGGAACCAGACGUGUGUUUCCUGACCUUUCUGGCCAUGAUUUGCUUCUCCGUCUUCACCUUCCUCAUCUACCCUCUCUGCAACUACUUCGCUGAGGAUGCUUCCACUCAGCAGCAAUUUAUGUCGCCUGAGUUGUGA
Messenger RNA from Darwinula stevensoni, 396 nucleotides. The record is from the annotation of a GenBank genome assembly. Lineage: Eukaryota; Metazoa; Arthropoda; Ostracoda; Podocopida; Darwinulidae.